Molecule: messenger RNA, 2633 nt
Organism: Geodia barretti
Lineage: Eukaryota; Metazoa; Porifera; Demospongiae; Tetractinellida; Geodiidae
Source: the annotation of a GenBank genome assembly
UGUAGGAUGUCUCCAGAUGGUCCCGAUCACGUGUGGAUAUUCGUAUGGCCAGUCACAGCUAAUGCAUCUCGACAAUGCGAUCCCAGACUGCCCGCCAUGCCACUGGGAAUGCAACUAGGGAGUGCUCUCUUACCGGUAGUUGGGGAGUUGCAAACGUCAUGUCGUGCUUAUCAGAGGAAAUUGCUCUUGUUCAGGAAGAGGCAAAAUGCCUGGAGGAUGCUGAAGAACGGAUACAGUGUGCAGUUAAUAUCUCAGUUCAAUUGGCAGAGGCCAGUCUGGCAGUGUCAACUAAGAGAGGACCAAACACUAGCAUUUACCCUCUUGACCUUCAAACAAUCAAUGGUAUAGUGUCACGGGUGCUGAAUGUUUUUGAAGAUGAAAGAAGAGAAGUAUCCAGUGAAGCACUGGUGGAUGUAUUCAACAAUUCUCUGAGAGAGGCAAACCAGGCAGGCUGGACACAGCUUCAGACUGCUGGCUCUGGCAGUCAGGCUCUGCUGAAGAAUGCAGAGAGAUUUGGGAGGAUCCUUGCCACCAGUACUGUCAAUGGCAAUGGUACAUUGGUGCUUUCCAGACAAAAUAUUGUUGUAGCAGCUGAGGUGGUGAAAGGACGUGUGUCAAACUUUUCAUUUCCUGCCCAACCUGAUCAACUGGGGAACUUCUCUCGGGACAACAAUGAAACAGUCAGUGUCAGUAUACCUGAAGACUCGCUAAAGAGACUCACUAAAGAAGCAGAGGUUUAUCUGGUAAACACAAUCUUCAGAAACAUUAAGGAUUUUUUACCUAUUAACACAUCUGUGCUAAGCAAUGGUAAAACGGAAUCUUUGGUUAUAUCGACCCAAUUUGGUGCACUGGAUCAGGAAGAUUCUCCUAACGACACGUUCAAAGACAGUCCAAUCACUUUCAACUUCUCUUUCAGAGCUAGUUCAGACACUGGUUCUAAGUAUGCCGGAGUGUUUUGGGACUUCUCUAACCCUGUGAAUAAAGGAGGGUGGAGCUUAGAGGGUAUCCAGGUCAUCAGCAGUGUAACCAGAGACAAUGUCACCACAGUUGUGUUCAACUCCACCCACCUCACCAGCUUUGCAGUCCUGGUAGAUGUGGCUGGUGGAUUAGAGGGUACUCCAAAGGAAGAGCUGCUGGCACUGAAAAUAUUCUCCUACAUUGGGUGUGCCAUAUCCACUGUCUGUCUCUUUAUCACCGUCCUAUUCUACCUUGCCAUGGGAAAGAAGCUCUUCUCUGCUAUUCACUACUUUGUCCACCUCAACCUGGCAAUAUCUCUACUGCUAGGUUACCUUGUGUUCGUACUUGGCAUUGAACUAGGAAACAGCAACAAAGUUGCUUGUGGGUUUGUGGCAGCACUGCUGCAGUAUCUGUUCCUCUCUGCCUUCUGCUGGAUGAUGUGUGAGGGGAUCAUGCUCUACCUCAUGUUGAUUGUGGUCUUCAGUCGACUAUCAAAGAAGUGGUGGUUCUUUAUGAUUGUUGGAUACUGCACUCCUUUACUCUUUGUGGCUAGUGGACUGGCAGCACGUGUUGAGCACUAUGGAGUAUAUGGAGAUGAUGGAGAACUUGCCUUGUGAGUUAGAGGUGACAGGUCUUAUCUUUACUUAUUGUGUCUCUAACCCUGCCUUAGCUGCUGGUUAUCAACAAAGCAAGGGACCAUUUUUGCAUUUGUGGCACCCAUGAUACUCAUCAUUAUAGUAAGUCAACAGAUAAGAUUAUUAUGAUCACUUAAACUACACAAAUACCGUAUAGGUCAAUACAGUGUUCCUAGUACUCUCAGUGAUGGCACUACUUCACAGUAAUCAAAAGGCCGGAGUUCUUGGGAAAAAGAAGUCUUUGCACAAAGCAAAGACUAUAUUGAAAGCAACAGUCAUUCUUCUACCUCUACUGGGAGUGACUUGGUUGUUUGGUCUUCUCACACUUAGCAGCAGUACCACAGUGUUUGCCUGGCUCUUCACCAUCUUCAACUCCCUCCAGGGAGGUGCCAUUUUCUUUUUCCAUGUCGUCAGGAGCAAGCUGGUGUGGAACAAGAUAAUGUAUGUAUUCAAGAAGACGGCCCCAGUAUCUUCCACAAACAAUACUUUUGUAAGUAUAACACACACUUGAAGAUUUGUGCUUUCAGUAAGGUAGAUUCCUUGCUUUGACAGUCAAGCACUUCAGAAAGUCGGAGUUCGGCAGAGACAUUGAAGUCAGUACUUCACAAGAAACCACUUGACUUGAGAGAAAAUGGUGAGGCAGAGCCUUAUGCGUCGUACUCUGCGAUGAGUGUGUCAGGACCACCAAGUGAUGCAGAAAUGGAAAGUGAGAGUCUAAAAGGUGACAAUGAAGAGUCUGAUGUUACUCAAGAGUUAGCCAAAUGCAACGGGACUGCAGGACAGUGACAAACUGACUAGCUAUGCAGCGCACAAACGCCCACACAGAAAAUCGCCAACAGUUCAGCUAUACGACUGAAAAACUCGUUCUUGUCCUUUAAGUUAACAACUUUUGAUGUUAUGUGUUUUGUUUCAUAAUUACUAGUAGGCGAAUGCAUGGCAUUUGUGGCGAGCGGGAGCGAGCACACAAUGACUCUAUCUGCACGAGCCAUCCUACAACUUGAACCUUAGAAUCACGAAGAUUGGAAGGAGGUAUAGACAGCC